This is a messenger RNA of Artibeus jamaicensis (Jamaican fruit-eating bat), 885 nucleotides long. RefSeq names its product tripartite motif containing 40 (gene TRIM40). NCBI's taxonomy places the organism in Eukaryota, Metazoa, Chordata, Mammalia, Chiroptera, Phyllostomidae. Gene Ontology annotation, molecular function: metal ion binding. The record is from RefSeq and is a predicted model, not a curated record.
AUGGUCUCUCUGCAAAGGAACAGUCAGGAAGAGGGCAUCUGCUCCAUCUGCCAGGAGAGCCUGACAGAGGCAGUGAGCACUGACUAUGGACACAUUUUCUGCCAAGUGUGCCUGGCCCAGUAUGUGGAGAAGGUCUCAGCUUUUGGACUUUUCUGCUGUCCCCUCUGCCAGAAGCUGGUUCUAGGGACAGGCAAUAUCUGCCACAGCCACCAAAAAAAGUUGUGCAGGUUCUGUGAGGAGAGCUGACUUCUUCUGUGUAUGGAAUAACUAGUGCCUCCUGAACACAAGUCUCAUUGUGAGCUGGCCAUUGAAGAUGCCAUCAGUCACUACAAGGUAAGGCUAAGUCACCACCUCCCUGAGUUACUCCUUUCUACCCACUGCCCAUUAUGCCUGAAGUCUAGGAAGCUCAGAAAGGACUUACCUAAGAAAAAGAAGGUGGAUAGUGAGCCCCACCAGUUAGAGGCACAGCUGGGGAGCCAGUGCCAAUUUCAGAGACAACUGGAUGCCCUACCCCAACAGCAGCCAGAGCAUCUGGAGCCCAUGCCAGCAGAUGUGUGCAGGACAAUCACACAGCUCAGCAGCCCAAUGGCUGAUCUGGAGAGGAUGGCCAAAGAUGUGCAUGCCAGCAUGCUGAAGGCGCACCCCAAGGCCCUACCCAAGGAUGUGGUUUUCCACAAGGGAUGGAGUGCUCCACAAAAAUUAGAAGCUAUUUAUCCCAAGUUACACAGAAGAGUCAACAAAUCACUUCUUGAGCCAUCCUUAGCAACUCUGACCUGUUUAUCCUCAGGCCUUCUCAUUGUUGGGGACCUCUCUGCCUGGUGCCUGGCAGCCCUUCUGUCCUCUUCUGAUGUGACUAAAGUUGAAUGGGCUCCUGUGGAUAUCUGA